Molecule: messenger RNA, 10911 nt
Organism: Toxoplasma gondii ME49
Lineage: Eukaryota; Apicomplexa; Conoidasida; Eucoccidiorida; Sarcocystidae
Gene: FRM3
Product: formin FRM3
Exons: 1
Coding region: 1267-9816 (2849 amino acids)
Source: RefSeq, a predicted model, not a curated record
GGCUGGUCUCUUCCCUUUCCUGUCAGUGAAAAUCUCGUCUAGUGAAAUACACGGAGUCGGCGGAGGCAGGCGGCUACCUGCUGUCAGCCCAAGCCGAGAGGAAACCUUUUCAGUUCUCCCGCUUCUCGGCAUUCUCGGAGAAGUCCUUGCGCUGGCCGCUCUCUGAAAGAAAAAUUGGAAAUCCAGAGAGGGAUACCUGUGGCUUUCUCUCGCAAUGCUCUCUCCUAUCCUCUCUGCAGGUCGGACGGACGCUCGCGAUCCGCAGUCGUUCGUCUUCUCCUGCCGGUCUCCGCUGUCCGGACUCCCGUGCAGACUCAGCUGCUCCGGUCCGCUGGGCUUUGUUUUCUCCACGCUUUUAGUCUCUCUUCUCUCUCCUCUUCGUCCCCUUCUGAUUCCUCGCUGAAUUCGUGUCGCUGUCGUUCUGUCUCCAUACUCCGUGCACAGGGACAGUCAAAACCCAGACCGGCUUCAUCAGCGACUGUCCCCAGGCACCGGUCUCUCACGUGAGGAAAGAUCGCGGAGACGAAAACAUCGCAAACAAGAAAAGAUCGCAUGCGCUCUGCUCGUUUGGCGCCUCGAUUUCUUCUUUCGCGUGCGUCUUCUGUCGGGAGAAUCCCCGAGCCCUGGCCGGAUUUUCUUGCGCUUCACAGGGCUUCUUCUCUCAACUCGAAUCUGGGUGAAUGCGGCGUCUCACGUGGUGAUUCUGCCCGUUUUCCUUCCUCUCUCUUCUCCCUUUUUAUCAGUUUUGUGGUGAAAAGGCUUUCAACGUCGUUCCUCAUGACCUGCCGAGACCCAGCGAACCUCCGUCCCGCCUGUCUCACGUGACGCUCUGUGUGUUAAGUUCAAGAACCUGUCUCUUCUUCUGCUUCGACUGUCUCUUCUUCUGCUUCGACUGUCUCCCCUUCCGCUUCGACUGUCUCCUCGUUCUGAUAGUCUGACUCCCUCUCGUCUCCCUCGCCUCGGUCACUGGCUGCGUUCAAGCAGCCUUUGCACGGUUCUUCUGCGUUCCCCUUUACGCGACCGGGGACGUUGUCCCCCUCCGUCGGCUUUCGUUUUUCUCUUCUCUGUCUCGCUGUUGGGGUCUUUCUUCUUUCCCGCUUCCUCUUUCGUCGCUGUCGUCGGCCGCAGGCGAACCUCGUAUCUCUGAGGAGGAAAUCGCCCUUGUUGCGAACGGGGGAGUUUCUGUCCUGUCUGCAUGUUCUCCCGUGGAACUCACGUCCUGCUUCACACGCGAGAGGGAGAGGACACUCUCGGGCCUGGAGAAGCAUGCCAGGCGCUGCAUCUGAGCUGAGGAGCGACUCCGCGCGGUCUCUUUCUCCCCCCGUUUCUCCUUCUCUCAGCUCGUUCCUCGCUUCGCCAGCGCCGACGCGCGUGCCCUGUCGCCCGACGAGCGAGCGGGACGGUCGCGAGCACACAGGUGUAGCCAGCGCGCGGCGCUCCCGGACCGCCAAGGGGCAGGGACCCUGGAACGACGAGCAGGCGCGCGCGCCGCGAGGUGACAAUGAGGGCGGUAGCUCCACGAGGCGAGAGAGACAGGACGGAACGCCCGACACUUGGAGAGAGACCUCGCCUCCGCGGAGCGGGACGCGCCUGCUCUCGAAGCCCGAGACCCCACAUCGCGCGCAGCAUGUAGAACAGCGAGGUGCUCGAGCGUCCAUCUCGGGAAGCCGGUUUCCCUCGCCUCCGAGCCCCGCGAUGAAGCGCUCUAGGCUGCAACGCAGAGGCAGGAAGCGGAUCCCUGGAGAGAGGCACGCAGAAGCUGGAGCCUGCAGGGUGUCGACCAGCAAGAGUGGCGAAGAGCCUUUCAGAGACUCGCCGGCGGGGACGGAGGGGCGACAGGCCAGACGAGAAGAAGAGAGGGCGAGCAGGGACAAGUCCGAGGAAGGGCGGGGCUGGGGGGGAGACGGGGACGAGGCGGCUGGGGAGGCGGGACUGUUUGGGGAAGCCAGCGAGGAGGAUGAGAAGGCAGAAGCGAACGCGACUUCGUCGCAGGCGUCUCGGCCGUCGACGCGCCAGGGGUUAAAGCGAAGUCAGAGCCAGGCUUUCUGUCGACCUGCCUCUUUACAGAAGCCUCGCCUUCAGCUCCGGCAUCCCUCUGCGUCGUUUGAAGCGAGUGUGGGAGGUUCUUCUCCCGUCUCUUCCUCUCCUCGCACCAGUUCCCCGGAGUUCCCUCGGUCCUCUGAAGCCUCCUCCCCAGGCUUUUUGUCCUCUCCUGUUCGUCCUGUGAUCUCGCCAUCUUCCUUGUUCUCGUCGAGCGUCCGACGGUCUCCACACUCGGUUGGAGAUGCCGAAAGCGAAGGGGCGGUCUCCCCCUCGGGCCAGGCCGAGGCGCCGAGCGCCCUUGAGACCGAAUUCAGGAAGAUGCGCUCCCCGUCCUUCUUCAGGAUGACCAGGCGACAGUCGCCCUCGUGGGACAAUUUCUAUGCGCUCUCGCCGACCGGAAAGAGGGCGCUGUCAAACGCAGAGAGCCAGCGUGGCGAGGACCCGCGACACCUGUCGCGCGGCAAUCUGUCAAGGCUUUUGUCUCCCUGGAGUCGGAAUUCCCCGCAUGCCUCCGAAGCCAGCAAAGAGGCGAGCACCGCCGGUGCUCCCAAGAGACCCCACGGGCUCAAAGGCCUCGAGUGCCUCAGCGGCCUUGAGGACCCGGAAAGACAGCUGUCUCUUCCUGCUCUGCACUCUCGCCAGAGCUGGCGGGGCUCCCCAUCUGUGUCUCCGGCGCGUCUGCGCUCAUCUUCUCCCUUUUCUUCUUCGCCUCUCAGCAAGGCUCGGGAGCUCUGGCGGCGCCUCAGCAGCAGCCGUUCCGGUCUGGAGCCAGACACGAAGUCUGGAGCCCAGGGGACGGGGCCUCUGGACCCCGUUUCCGACCGGAAACUGAAGGAGGGCCAGCUGCCCCCGAGUGCGGUCCAUGCGUCCCCAAGGGACCCCGCUGAAAAGAACACGGUCUCCGUUGUCUCGCCUUCCUUCUGGUCCUUCUCGUCUCCCGUCUCCUCUCGCCAGGGCAAUCCUAUCGCUUCGGUGUGCUCGUCUGUUGGGGACUCGCGGCUCCCGGAAGAUUUGGGGCGCGACGCGAGCCCUGAGUCUCCGUUCUUCAUGUCGGUGUCUGCGGGCGGGCAGACAGAUCGGGCGAUGUCUGGAGACAAGACUUCGCUCAGCAGGAGCACUCUCGCCUACACGACUUGUGUGCAGUCUCUUGGGGAGGAGUCUGCGAGUGAGGCCAAAGAAGAGACAGAGACAGCGAGCCCGGAGGCCACAGGCGCGACGCUCCGGCGCGCGCCCUAUGAGACGCGCCGAGGAGUCUCUUCCCCCUCGUCUCUCUCGGCCCACUCCCAAGCGUUCGUUUUCACGGACAAGGAAUCUUUCUUGCGAAAGUCCCCGAUCAAGGCAGACCUCGGGGCUUUGCCUUCCUUGUCUCCUCCCUACGUCUCAUCUCGCUCUGUCUCUUCUUCUGCGUCGUCGCGCAAUCGAUUUGUCGAUGUCAGUCCGUCGCUUCUCCGGUCACUCUCUCCCUCUCCUCUCCAUCGUGCGCGGUCUGUAUCCUCUGUGUCGUUUCCUGCUUCAUCUUUUCUUCCGUCUGACUUGUGCUCUCCGCAAUGCUCCUCACAGCGCCAAAACGCGUCGGCUUCCGGGCAGGACGAUUUGUCUGAGGCCGGGGCCUCUCAGUCGCCCGCAGGAAGUGCCUGGAGAGGUGCUGCAGUUUCUGAGGAUUUUCGUCUGAACGAUGCUGUAAACAAAACUCUCAAAGAGGCGAAGGAGACAAAAGGACAAGGCGACAACGCGACUCGUCUCGCCCGGCUGGAGACCGCUGUCCGGGCCCUCUGGUCGCUUCAGGGCGACGAGGAGGCCUUGCAGGUUCUCUCGAGGCACACAUCUUUGUUUCUAGCGGAAAAACGACAGAAAGAGACCUUCGAGCAGACGCGGAGGCGAGAGGAGACUGCGCCCAAGCCAGAGGCGCCUCGCCGGGAGGGAAGGAAGAGCUCGCCUCUCCACCUCGUGGACAUGGCGUCCCUGUUCUCGGAGGGGACAGGCGACGGAAGGCUUUCGGAAGAAACGGAUAAAAGAGAAGAAUCAGACGAGGGCGACCAGCGUGCUUUCUCCUUUGCCUUCUCUCCUAAAAACGCGUCGGUGCCUGCUUUCUUUGAAGAGCCUUCAAGGUGCUCCUCCGCCCCCGAUGCUGUUCUGACGCCUUCGCGUCUCUCGCGCAGAGUCGACAGGAGACCGGGAUCUCCAGGAGCACAGGCGGGGCGAACAGGAGACAGGGCCUCGGGAGGUGUUUCGAGGAAGCCUCUGUCUCUCUUCCCGCUUGCCGACCUCUCUCCCUCGACUGCUUCUCAGGGGGACAGCCGGGGCUCUGGACUCUUUUCAUGUUCCGUACUCCGCACGAGGACGUCCGCCAGCGGGCUCGUGUCAGAGACCGGAACAGAGCAAGCGCAGGGAGACACCUCGCCCUUGGGCUCUGCGCUGCCUCCGACUCGCGGGGUGCAGGGUGGCGGCGGCGGCCAGUCGACGGUUGUUUCCGAAGGAGGGGCGCCGGGAGUUGAGGCGGAAGACGCGGGAGAAAGGGACGUGGAAAGGAGGGGAAACCAUGGAACAAAGAGUGCAGCUGCUCGCAGGGUCAACGAAGAGUUGCGUGGAGGGGUGUCCGAGGGACUGCAGGGCGAGAAAGAAGACGAGAAGCACUUAGAGGCCAACGACGCAGAGAAGGACAACAUCGUCGAGUUCGUCAUGUCUGUUGUUCACCGCACAAUGUCGAAGUCCCGGAUUCCUGGGGAGCAAGAGGGAGACGAGGCGGCUGCGAAAGAAGCCAAGCAGAAAGCUCGGCUUCAUAGUCUCCUGCUGCAGCUCGAGAGCCUCUCCGACACUCUCAAGACAGCCUUGCAAGAACAGGAGGUGAAAGGCGCAUGUGACGGAGGGGAGAAAAGCGACGCUGACGGGUCCAAAGCGGUGAGGGAACCACAGGAAACGGACGCUUCCAGACCCGCCCCGGUGGGCGACGCGCGGACUUCCGAGAAGGCCUUCCCGCUUAGCACCUGUCCCGCUACCUCCUGUCCUGCGUCUCCACUCCUCUCUACGGCAGAGAGAGCUGGGGAAGCGCAGUCGUCUGCUCAAGGGCUAGCAGAGGAGAAGACUGAGAAGGGGGGCGUCGCCCUCGCUUCGACUGUCCCCUCCCCCGCGCCGAAGCGUCUAGCCGACGCUUCCGUCCAAACAGAGGAAGUGUUGAACGACUCUCUGGGCUCGUCCGAGUCGCCUUCUUCUCUCUCGAAAAGCCUGUCGCCUGCUGCGACUUCGUGUCCGUCCUCUGACGCUGCUUCGGGUGCUUCGGGUGAUUCUGGUGCUUCCGCCGCUCCCAAACCUUCGGGGAAAGGCAAGCCGCCGGGCCGGCCUCCCGGGGAGUCGAGUUCUGCGCAUGCUUUGGGCGCCAAGGCGACGCCGAAAGAAGCCGCGACCGCGCCUGGAAAGGUGGCUCCGGGAUCGAAGAAAGGGAAGCCCCCCGGGCCUCCUCCAGGGGCCCCGAAGGCCCCAGCCAGCACGCCUGCGCAGGACGCGGCCUCGAAGAAAGGAGCGCCCCCAGGGCCUCCGCCGGGGACCGGAUCAACCCCUGGAGGAAAAGGCCUGCCGCCGAAGAAGGGAGGCCCUCCGGGGGGCAAGGGUCCGCCUCCAGGGAAAGGACCGCCCGGGAAAGGGCCGCCAGGGAAAGGAGGCCCGAAGGCGAAGGGCUUGGCGAUUUUUUCGGGGCCGCAGUUUCUCAUCCCCGAGAAGCACGUACCCAAGCCUCCUCCUGGAUUCAAAGCCGCGACGAAGCUCCAGUGGACGCCGUUGUCUGAGGACAAGGUCACGGGGACAGUUUUCGAAGGCCUGCUGGAUAGGUACCCUCUAGCCUCGCCAAAGCUUCAAGGAGAGUCUGAAGAGUCUUUCUCGGCUUCUUGCGUUGCUUCAGGUCAACCAGGUGAAGACGCACCAACCGACGGCGCUAUUUGCAGCGCUGUCACUCCGGAGGCGAGUAUUAAGGAGCCAAAGGGCGAGGAGUCUCCUCCGCAUGGGGUCCCCGGGGCCUCCGAAGCUUCAGCGAAGAAGUCGGUACCGGGUGAGGGAAGAACGCCUUCGGCGGCGUCACAAUCUGGACAGUCUGCUGCGAGUGCCGCGCCGGAAGCAGCAAAAGAAGCUGGGAAGGAGGCCCAAAGCACUGGACAGUGUCUUUUUUCGUCUCUGUCCGCGGAGGAUUUGCCUCGGGAAAUGAUGCUGGACGCGAGCGAGAAGCGCGAGACGGCAGAGUCCCUACGCAGGGAGGGCGACGCUGCCGGCGCAGAGGGGAGGAGCGGGGACCCUUUUCCGUCUGCUUCCCAGAAGCGUCCGUUUCGCUAUCGGUUGGACUUUGUCCAGCUCUUCGACCUCUUUUACCACGAUGAGAAGGAGUUGCAGCUGAAGGCGAAGAAGAGCAGCGGAGGGACCGGAGCGGGCGAGGGCGGGGGCCCGAAGAAGAAGUCGGGGGUGCUGGACGCGAAGGCGACGCAAAACGUGGAAAUUUGUUUGAAGAAGUACAAGCUGUCGACGGUCGAGGAGUUCAAGGCUCUCGCGGCGCAGAUCGAUGACCCCACCACACUGGCGAUCGACUUGAACUUGGCGGAGAACAUCACUCUGUACUGGCCGGAGCCGAGUGCGUGCGAAGCUUUGAAGGCGAAGAGCCCGGAGAACGCGCUGCAGUUGCCCCUCGCUGACCAGCUGUACUUCACGCUUCUCAACCAGGUCGCUCUGGGGAGCGAGAAGCUGAACUUCUUUCUGCAGAGGCGCGCGGUGGACGAAGAGCUCGAGAGCAAGCGGGAGAAGCUCGACCAGUACUGCGGCGCGAUCGAGCUCCUUGCGCAGACUCUGGAGAGCGACGCCUUCAAGGACAUACUCGGCCUCGUGGUCCGGCUGGGGAACUGCGUGAACCGCGGCAGCAAGGAGGGCUUCGGCUUCAAACUGAAAGACUUCGUGGGCCAGCUGGCCGCAUGCACCAGCAAAGACCGGUCGACGAACCUCUUUCGCGUCAUCGUUCAGACGGUGCUGGAGCAGAACCCGAGUGCAUGCGACGAGAUGCGCGCGUUGCAGGAUGUCGACGCCGCGAAGGCUAUCGACUUGAAGGACCUGCUUCAGUUCGGAGACAUCGAAAAGAAGCUCGGGGCCUGGGCCAAGCAGAUCGGCGACCGACGCAGCGCCUUCGGCGGCGCUGCAGACAAGAUGGAGAAGUGGAUCGAGAGCCGCGAGGCGCGUCUCUGCGAGCUGAAGAAGAAGGCGGAGGACGCGGAAACCCUCCAGGUCCGACUCAGGGGCCUCAUGGGCCUUACCAAGGCGGACUGCGUCUGGCCCGAACCCCUUCGCUGGUUCGGACAGUUCUACUCGCACUUCGAGGCCAUCGCGAAGGAGUACCGUGGCGCCAAAGACCGCGACCGCCAGAAGGCCGAGCGCGAGGCAAAAAAGAAGAACGACGUCUUGCGGCGGGCCACCACCAUCGGCGCACCCGCCAUCAGUUCGCUCUCCUCGGAGAAACCCAUGCAGGGUGUUCCUCUGAGGCCCGCGGGCCUCGACCCUUCCCUCGCGAGGCUGUCGAGCGCGACGCAAAGCCGCUUCCCCGGCCUCCUGUCUCCGACUGGCGGAGGGGGGGGAAACUUCUUCAGCGGUGUGGGGGCUUCUUUCCACUCAUCACCUCCUCUCCAGCGAUUCAAUACGUAUGCGAACCACAGCGGCGGGAAGACCGGCGGCUUUCGCUCGCCGUCGCCGCUGUCUCCGGGUGCCGCGGCCAAGUCCGUCGCGAGGGUCCGCCGCGCCUCUGAGGCCGGGAAGUCAGCGGAGGGACAGGAGGCGCCCGCGGAGGCGGCUUCGUCGGGCCUUGCAGAGAAGGCGGGCGAGGAAGAAAAACAGUGUGGGGCAGAGGCAGGAGACGACGGGGAAGCGGACGAAAACGCGAGCGGGGGGCAGGAGGACGGUGCAGCCGCAGCCCCCUCUUUGAGUCCGGAGACCGACGAAGGCCUCCGGGUGGAACCGGAGAGCCUCCUGGAGAGGGCAGACCAGAGAGAGAGGGAAGACGAAGGGAAGCAGGUCGACGCGGAGGAAGACGCAGCGAAUUUGAUGGCGAGCGUUGAUGAAGAAGGGCGAGGCCUUGCGCCCCGCAUCAUGGCGGCAUGGGCGCAAGCCAGAAGCCCACAUUUGGGCAGGUAUCAAGGAUGCAAGCGGGGCGGCCGCGGGUUAGGGAGAUUUCCUGGGAUCUUGCGGGAUAAGUCCAAGAAAAUCUCGUGCGAUGGGGCAGAUUCGAGUCUCUUGGUGCCAUCGUUGUAUCAGACCCGAACCGCUGUAGGCGCCUCCGGAAACUCUCCACUGCCUUCCCCUCGUCCGUCUCCAACUGCAGCCACAAACGCAUCCUUCACAGUCCGCUCUCUGCGAGACCCGUCCCCUCUGCCUGUUGCUUCGGGUGUCUCUACUCUCCCCACCUCUUCUGGUGUCACUACUGUGCCUGUCCCUUCGGAUGUCUCCACUUCUGCUGAGUUCAUGUUUCCCUUCGCGAAGGCUCGCCCGAAGACAGGUUCCCGCGGUCGGGCGAGAUGUGUUGAGAAGCACGAGCAGAAAAGUGAGGACGUUCACAAGGUUGUGGGGGGUUCGAGCGCUGCGUCUUUUUUGGUCUCCGCGGCCUCCUCACUGGGGCUCGAGAAGACGAAGCGGCGAGAAGACAAGACGGAGACUGUCCAGAAGGCCCGCGCGGGGGACAAGGCGACUGCGGUUGUGCCCCGAAACAAGGCGGCACUAUGUGUGUCUCCAGUUCCGACCACGAGUCCUCACGGUUGUUCGCGGCCCUUCACGCGCUCUACUCGAGUUUCUGGCGGAGAGCUGUCGGAGCCGUCUGGAUCCGUUCCGUGUCUUUCGGAAGCCGAUAAAGAGUGGGUGAGGUGCGGCGGCGGCUACUGUGAGGUGUCUCUCAGCUCCACAGCAGGCCCCAGCGGUGCUCGACAGCAGCGAGACAGUCGCGGGUCGACGGCGGCUUCUCACAGCUUUUCCCUCUCGGGGGCUGGAAGCUCGAGGGCUUCUUCUGGGCGCCAAGGUUCCGUCGGAGCAGAGGCGAAGGACGGGUCUGAGGGUCUUACGAACUCAACUCGAGUCGGUCGGAGGCGAAGCCAAGGCGCGAUAGGGGCGGAGGAGACGGAGAAAGGAAAGACAGGAGUCGAAAAGGGUUUGAAGAUGCUCGGCAAGGGACUGUCUGCCGGAAAAUUCCAGUCUACGCCGGAACACCAGGCGCCGCCGCCUCUGGAGGACCUGGCGUUCGCGCGAGACUCUCUAGAGACCCCCGCGGAGGCGGGGCUCGACGCUUUGGUGAGAGAAGUGAAGGCAGUUGAUCUAGCGCGAAAGCGGUUGGAGGCGGCGCGAAACAGAGAUGGAGAGACAGACGUGUCUGCGCGAGACCGGAAAGAGAGUCAUCCUUGUCCGUUCAGUCCGCAAGCCGGCCGGAGCGGGCUGGACAUAGGAGGGAAGGAUUUUGACAGAUCGAUGGUAGGAGACAGCGUUCGAAAGGUCCGCACUCGCGUCACAGGAGGCCGGGAUGGAAGCAUUGAGCGCCAGGCCACAAAUCCGUAUAUUGCGGCGAAUGUGCCUCGGCAUCCGCGGCGGUGGGAGCCCGGCGGGAGAAUGACGCAGGGUCGCAAGGUGCCAGCUGAUCUGUCGGCGCUUGGUAGUGACCUCAAUCCCCCGUCAGCUCAUGGUUCUGGUUCCCCUUCGGAGGCAGCGAUCUCCGACGGUGGAGAAGUUGCGAGACAAACGAAAGGUGGAGGCGAAUCGGCAGACGCCGCUGUCUGAAACGAUGCCGGAGAGUUCGCGCGUGCGUGAACCGUGGAGGCUUUGAGAGGAAAUAAGCCAAAACCCGCGAUGAAAAGAGCAUUUGCAUGUUGCGCGAUGCGACUGCGGCGGGAUGGUGGCAGUUCAGGGAAACCUGGCGGGGCUGCGCAGAAGCGAAAACUGAGACGUCUCAUCCUGUUACCCUGUGUUGACAUCCGCGUCUCUCCGUUACGUGCCAGCGCUCUUCGACACGCAGUUGAGACAGAAGCGGGAUGGCGACUUUCGGACCCGGGAGACGACGCACAGAUGGCAGAAGACGUUUUUUCGUUGCGGCGCCACCCGCAGCGUCUUGAUCGUCCUUGCUAGGCAGUCUGAGUCGCCUGAAGGGGGAGGUGCGGUGACGAUUUCGUGGCAGGUCCGGCGAGGCCACUGUUUCGGCGCCAAGCACAAUAGGAAGUAACAAAGAAGAGCGACGGUAGCGUUUCUCUCACUUUGUUCAGUCAAGUUCUCUCGGGCAUUGCUGUCCUUUUUUCCGCUUAACUCCUCUCUGUUUAAUUUUUUGUGGUAAAACCCGUACCGAUGGUCGGCAUAGUGCAUGCUGUUCGCCGCUGCUCUAUGCGGCCUCCGCCAAAGGGUGAAAGAGGAACGGAAGCAGCGUGUGAGGAUGCCGCGAAGAAGAGGUGGAGAAACGUGGCGGACAGAGCCCGGGUUCGUAUCGUGAAACAGUGCAAGAUUUUUUCCGCGGGAGAAGAGAGUGCACGAAGGAACGGUACGCAUGCUCGGACUGUCUUUUGUGGGUGCAGCGAUAAUGUAGAAGAAAUCAUUCAUGGCAGGUACGAAAGUGGCACGAGGACGCUCGAGGACGCAGCCCGAUGUUGCUGUGACAAACAGGGAUUUGUGGUAUUCUGCGAACACAGGUUCCGUACAGCUCUGCCCCUGUCUCAGCCCUAUUUUUUUGGUCAUAGUAUGUCCACCGUUGAAUCUGUAACGCUGUGAACUCUUUUCAUGUGCGUUUUACCACCGUCGGGAAUCGCUUUGUCGUUUGCUUGCGUUGUGUUGGCUGUUGGUAUGAAGACUCAGUUGUGUCAAGAGUACGCACAAAGAAUUCUACAUGCA